GACGUGGUCAAGACGCUCGACGCGAUUGCCGAGAAGAUCUUGACCACGGAGCUGCAUUGCUCCACCUACCUCGGACAAGUUCAUCGUUCCAGUGGCUAUCAACAUGAUGAUGAGCCUGAGCGGUGCGUUGUACUGUUUAUGGUAUUGAGCUUUAUCAUUGACGCUUUGACGCACUUCGGCAUGUCGGAUUACUCUGUCCAUCACAACAGUCUCAUCCUUGAGGUCUCCAUCCGCAUCCAAGCGAGCAUCGAGCUGCAUAACAUGAAGCGAGUGUACGACCGCAGCACAGAGACUACGUUCGACGAGGCGUUCGUGAAUGAGUUGCACGCGGCGUGGACCUUGUUCUUGGAGGCGGGCCCGCAUAAGCACACCUGCUCCGAGGAUUCCGUCGUCGUUACAAUCAGCGGGCGUCUGAGGCAGGAGCAGAGCACCAUCAGCUCGGACAUAUACCAGAUGCUCGUCGACAUGCUUUCCGUCGGCCUCCCGUUCACCGCCGUGGUUUUCGCGCGCUUGCAGGACACCCAGGAGCUCUUCCCCGACAAGUGCAAAGACCUGAUUCGGAGCCUCCCUGUGAUAGAGCGGUGCCGCGACGUGCACGGCCUCAGGCAGCAGGGGAAAGCUGGCGGCGCUCUCUUCACGCUCGCCAAGCUGUGCGACGAGGUUCGCGUGGUCAAUGCAAAAUGUCCAGAGGCGGCUGCAGCGCGGGAUGACAUCGUAGACUGGAUUGCUGCCGCCGGCGCAGAAUUCGAGAAAGCCCUGAACAGCCUCUGCCAGAAGAUGAAUGUCAGCAAGACAAUGUCCGACUUCGAGAAGCACGAUGCCGUCGCGGUCACGGCCAUCGAGGCGUGGGACUUCACGCAGUGCGAGCGGCUUCGAAGUGACGCCGAGGUGCCCCAGCACGUCGUGAACAUCGCCAAGAAGCUCGAGUUGGCGGCCAACCAGUGGCCGACUUGGCAACACCUGUUGGAGUCCACGGUGCAGCAGUGCAAAGACUGGCUCGUGGGCCCCACGCGCGACGCCUUGCAGAAUGCAUUGGACAGCGUGCCUGCGACGGGUGAGGCUGUGCGCAAGAGGGCGGUGAUCUUCGGGGCAGCUCUCGUCGCCAGCCGCAUGCUCACCACCGACGGCAACAAGAAGGCGAUCGACGGGACCCUGGAUUAUGUGAAGAACAAGCUUCUGGUGGCAGAAGCGGAUUUGCCGCAGGCGCUGCUGAAGCGCCUGCGUACGGGCCUGCAGGGGAAGAAGGGCGCCGACGCAGCGACGGCCGCCCCAGAGCCAGAGGCCAGCCAGAAAGCUGCAGCGAGCUCGACGCUGGGCCUCCCCCUCAAGAAGCUGGCCAAGGGGUCUUCGACGGACUCCUGA
Prorocentrum cordatum is the source of this 1362-nucleotide messenger RNA. The record is from the annotation of a GenBank genome assembly. NCBI's taxonomy places the organism in Eukaryota, Dinophyceae, Prorocentrales, Prorocentraceae.